Penicillium paradoxum is the source of this 582-nucleotide messenger RNA. RefSeq lists its product as uncharacterized. Bases 1 to 582 code for a protein of 193 amino acids. The record is from RefSeq and is a predicted model, not a curated record. NCBI's taxonomy places the organism in Eukaryota, Fungi, Ascomycota, Eurotiomycetes, Eurotiales, Aspergillaceae. The transcript has a single exon.
AUGUCUGAUCCAAGCGCCGAGCUCCAAUCCACACUCCGCAACCUGUCUAUAGGCGAAAAGGGCCCGGUGCAGGACAUCUCCCGCCCAAAUGUGAAAAGCCUCUCGGGUUCAGGAGCCACAUCUCCGAACCCCAAGCCAAAACCCAAGAAAACCACCAAAGUUGUUGCAGACUCUUGGGAGGACGAGGCAGAUCUCUCCGCCUCGGAUACCGAGGAUGCUCCACCCCGCGCUGAAGGCACUACCGCAGUGCUCUCGCCAACCCUCAGCGCUGAGGGUCCGCUGGAUCCCCCGCCGACGCCUAUCUCUCCGCAGACCUCAAACCCGUGGAUGGGCAGAGCUGCUUCUCCUGCUACUUCAUCGCGGGAACCCCCAACUCGUCGCCCGGAGAAGCAAACUGCUGUGGCGGAACGGCUGAUUGCUGGUGCGUUGGGGAUUCGUGCGCCGAAGAGGACAGAGCAGCAGCGUGCUUAUGAUCGCUCGGUGAAGGAGCAAGAAAUUAAGAGACGGAACCGCGAGCGCGAGGAGAAAGCGAAGGCUAUAGAGGAGGAAGAAAAGGCCAAGGCUUCUAUUUGGGAUAGUUAG